Hibiscus syriacus is the source of this 1449-nucleotide messenger RNA. RefSeq names its product probable LRR receptor-like serine/threonine-protein kinase At4g36180. The transcript is spliced from 3 exons. Lineage: Eukaryota; Viridiplantae; Streptophyta; Magnoliopsida; Malvales; Malvaceae. The coding region runs from base 1 to 1449 and encodes 482 amino acids. The record is from RefSeq and is a predicted model, not a curated record. Gene Ontology annotation, molecular function: protein binding.
AUGCUUUUUUCUGGUUCCCUUUCAUUGCCAUCAGCUCCUAGUUUUAAUGUGUCUUCGAUGGACAUAUCCGAUAACGAAUUACGUGGUCCGAUCCCGAUUGAUAUAUGUUCGACUUUCCCGAAUUUGAGACGGUUGUUCAUAUCCAAGAAUGCCAUUGAAGGUGGUAUCCCUCCUUGUUUGAGUGACUUGAAGAAUUUAUCAGUUUUGGAUUUGUCAAACAAUCAGUUGGCUGGGAGAGUGCCAGAAGAGUUGAUCAUGAAGAAUUCGAUGAGGAUUCUGAGAUUAUCGAAUAAUAAUCUCACUGGAAAUGUAGUUCAUGCAAUUCUCAACGCCAAUGGAUUGAAGAAAUUGUAUUUGGAUGGGAAUAAUUUAUCUAGUGAGAUGAAAGAUACUGUUGUUUCUACUUUUGACUUCAUGACUUCAUUAGUGGAAAUUGAUCUCAGUAACAACAGGUUGUAUGGAAAGCUUCCAAGAUGGAUAGGGAAUGUGUCGUCUUUGUCGAGAUUAGCUUUGUCGAACAACAGCUUUGACGGUUCGAUUCCGAUCAAAUCCUGCAACUUGAAUGAAUUGGAGUUUCUGGAGCUUUCUCAGAACAAUUUCUCUGGUUCAUUGCCAUCCUGUUUGAAUCCCCUGAGCAUAAAGCACGUCCACCUGCAUGAAAAUAUAAUAAGUGGUCCACUGUCACUUGAUUUUUGUAACAGUGAUUCGUUAGUGACAUUAGAUCUUAGAGGAAACAAUUUAACCGGAAGUAUUCCGAUAUUGAUUAGUACACUUUCUUCCUUAAGUGUUCUUCUCUUGACAGCUAAUCGACUACACGGCCGGAUUCCGGUUGAGUUAUGCGAGUUGCAGUCCUUAAGCAUCGUGGAUCUUUCUCAAAACAUGUUUUCUGUAAGGUUAACCGGUCGAAUUCCGCCUGAAUUCGGAAACUUGACCCAAAUCCAUUCUUUGAACUUGUCACACAAUGACUUGAUCAGAGUUAUUCCGUCGUCAUUCUCCAAACUUAAGCAACUUGAUAGUUUAGACCUUUCUUACAACAUGGCUGGUAAAAUCCCAAACCAGUUGGUAGAGUUGGACUCUUUGGAGCUUUUCAGUGUGGCACACAACAACUUGUCGGGUAGUAUUCCGGAACAGAAAGCUCAACUCGGGACCUUCUAUGAAAGCAGUUACGAGGGGAACCCUUUUCUCUGUGGGCCUAUGAUACAUAAAAGUUGCUCGAAAAUCGAUCUGCCAUCGACCGUACCGACUGCAUCAAACGAUGAAGAAGAAGAUAGCUUGCUAGACUUUUAUGUUGUUGACGACUUUUGUUGUGCUCCACAUCAAUCCAUAUUGGCGAGGACUUUGGUUUUCUUUCGUCGAGACGUGCUUCACCGCCUGUCGGUACUCGACCGUCGGCAAUUUCCUUACGAAUUACAUCUGCAGGAGGUGUGUGCAACUGUCACGAAGAUUUGA